AUGGAGGGAGCUCUGGAACCAAUUACUGCCAUGCUGACAAAGCAUGAGCAGGAGAUCUGGGCUUCGGAUCAGCGCGUAGAAGAGGUGGAACAGAGAACCACAGCCUCAGAGGCUGCGACGGAAGGUCUUGGGCCUUACCGGCGUGGUAUUGCUUUGAUGUUUGGAAUAGCGGUGGCAAAUGGUUCUGUGAACAUUACAGUGGAAUUCCCCUACAUCAGUGUUUGUGGGGCUGAACCACCCCAGAGCUGCAUUUUUGGCCAAGUGAUGAACGUCGGAUCUUUUCUGGUUAUUUGGGUUUGUGUCAUCAGAUACCAGCAAGUGAUAGACUAUGGGUUCCAGUCGGCACUGAACAUUGUCAGUCUGGUGACCGGUUGCUUGUGCGCAAUCGGGGGUUCCUUGGUGGGAAAUUUCCAGACCGUCAACCAGAUCCACGUCCACCUCGUGGGAGCCUUUCUCGCCUUCUUUAUUGGCAACCUCUACUUCUGGCUGCAAGUGGGACUGACCUACAAGAUCACAUCUCGACGUGGAGGAAAGUGGAUGGGGGUGAUUCGGAUUAUCUGCUGUCUCAUAUGCACAGCUUGCCUCAUCCUGCUACCGAUGCUGCACUUCUGGAAGAGGAGGUCAGGAGCUGCCAUUUGCGAGUGGAUUGCCGCUAUGGUCCUGCUGCUCCUCUUCGGGCUCUUUGCCGUGGAUUUCCGGCACAUUGACGGUCAGUGCUUCCACGUCGUUCGAGAAAAGGCCAGGAUCCAGAACUCCACCACCACGCUGGAGUUAUAG
Hemiscyllium ocellatum (epaulette shark) is the source of this 777-nucleotide messenger RNA. RefSeq names its product transmembrane protein 150B (gene tmem150b). The coding region runs from base 1 to 777 and encodes 258 amino acids. The record is from RefSeq and is a predicted model, not a curated record. Lineage: Eukaryota; Metazoa; Chordata; Chondrichthyes; Orectolobiformes; Hemiscylliidae. The transcript has 7 exons.